Oncorhynchus mykiss (rainbow trout) is the source of this 2787-nucleotide messenger RNA. RefSeq names its product prokineticin 1 (gene prok1). NCBI's taxonomy places the organism in Eukaryota, Metazoa, Chordata, Actinopteri, Salmoniformes, Salmonidae. Gene Ontology annotation, biological process: endothelial cell proliferation. The record is from RefSeq and is a predicted model, not a curated record.
AGAGAGAGCUUGGACAUGACACCAGGCACAGUGAGUCAGACGGACAGCACAAGAAGGAGAGAGUGACAACAGAAAGUAGCUACUGCGCUGAAGGGGGCUACAGUAUUGCUGUGUUGAGUAGAGACUGACAACAGAAAGUAGCCACUGCGCUGAAGGGGGCUACAGUAUUGCUGUGUUGAGUAGAGACUGACAACAGAAAGUAGCCACUGCGCUGAAGGGGGCUACAGUAUUGCUGUGUUGAGUAGAGACUGACAACAGAAAGUAGCCACUGCGCUGAAGGGGGCUACAGUAUUGCUGUGUUGAGUGGAGACUGACAACAGAAAGUAGCCACUGCGCUGAAGGGGGCUACAGUAUUACUGUGUUGAGGAGAGAGUGGUACCCUACACUAUCCUGUGCUACUGUUGCUGCUACGGCCAUGGGGACCAGGGUCCUGCUUCUCUCCAUCUUAAUGAUUUCUUUCAACUGGUCCAUGGGGGCUGUCAUCACUGGGGCGUGUGAUAGAGAUGUUCAGUGUGGGUUUGGUCUAUGCUGUGCUGUCAGCCUGUGGCUUAGGGGACUGCGGAUGUGUAUUCCACGAGGGGAAGAGGGGGACGAGUGCCACCCCUUCAGUCACAAGGUGCCCUAUCCAGGAAAAAGACAGCAUCACACCUGUCCAUGUCUUCCUCAUUUGGUCUGUACCAGCUACACAGGUAGCACAUACAGGUGUACCAAAGACUUCAAAAACCUAGACUUUUGAUGACAGAGGAGGAAGAAGAGGAGAGAGAAGAAGAGGAGAAAGAUGGGAAACAAUGACAGCAGCACAUUCAAUCACACACGACCUUCACUCUUUUCCCUUUUACUUAGUCCCUCAAUCACACACAACCUUCACUCUUUUCCCUCUACUUAGUCCCUCAAUCACACACGACCUUCACUCUUUUCCCUUUGACUUAGUAACCUCAAUCACACACGACCUUCACUCUUUUCCCUCUACUUAGUCCCUCAAUCACACACGACCUUCACUCUUUUCCCUCUACUUAGUCCCUCAAUCACACACGACCUUCACUCGUUUCCCUCUACUUAGACCCUCAAUCACACACGACCUUCACUCUUUUCCCUCUACUUAGACCCUCAAUCACACACGACCUUCACUCUUUUCCCUCUACUUAGUCCCUCAAUCACACACGACCUUCACUCUUUUCCCUUUGACUUAGUAACCUCAAUCACACACGACCUUCACUCUUUUCCCUUUGACUUAGUAACCUCAAUCACACACGACCUUCACUCUUUUCCCUCUACUUAGUCCCUCAAUCACACACGACCUUCACUCUUUUCCCUCUACUUAGUCCCUCAAUCACACACGACCUUCACUCUUUUCCCUUUUACUUAGUCCCUCAAUCACACGUCAUACCUUCACUCUUUUCCCUUUAACUUAGUAACCUCAAUCACACACGACCUUCACUCUUUUCCCUCUACUUAGUCCCUCAAUCACACACGACCUUCACUCUUUUCCCUCUACUUAGUCCCUCAAUCACACACAACCUUCACUCUUUUCCCUCUACUUAGUCCCUCAAUCACACACGACCUUCACUCUUUUCCCUUUGACUUAGUAACCUCAAUCACACACGACCUUCACUCUUUUCCCUCUACUUAGUCCCUCAAUCACACACGACCUUCACUCUUUUCCCUUUUACUUAGUCCCUCAAUCACACACGACCUUCACUCUUUUCCCUCUACUUAGUCCCUCAAUCACACACAACCUUCACUCUUUUCCCUCUACUUAGUCCCUCAAUCACACACGACCUUCACUCUUUUCCCUCUACUUAGUCCCUCAAUCACACACGACCUUCACUCUUUUCCCUCUACUUAGUCCCUCAAUCACACACGACCUUCACUCUUUUCCCUUUUACUUAGUCCCUCAAUCACACACGACCUUCACUCUUUUCCCUCUACUUAGUCCCUCAAUCACACACAACCUUCACUAUUUUCCCUCUACUUAGUCCCUCAAUCACACACGACCUUCACUCUUUUCCCUCUACUUAGUCCCUCAAUCACACACGACCUUCACUCUUUUCCCUUUGACUUAGUAACAUCAAUCACACACGACCUUCACUCUUUUCCCUCUACUUAGUUCCUCAAUCACACACGACCUUCACUCUUUUCCCUCUACUUAGUCCCUCAAUCACACACAACCUUCACUCUUUUCCCUCUACUUAGUCCCUCAAUCACACACGACCUUCACUCUUUUCCCUCUACUUAGUCCCUCAAUCACACACAACCUUCACUCUUUUCCCUCUACUUAGUCCCUCAAUCACACACAACCUUCACUCUUUUCCCUUUGACUUAGUAACCUCAAUCACACACGACCUUCACUCUUUUCCCUCUACUUAGUCUUUGUUCUAUAUACUAUAGGAACUGUUAUAUUUCAUGAGAAUAUAACAUCUGUAAAUACACCUCACUGUGCCCCACUGGCCACCAAAGACAUGCCAAGACAAUAUAUACAUGCUAAACUGUGCCAAGAAAGAUACAUAGCUAAAUGUUUUCUUUUUUUAUGUAUGUACCAAUUGCAGACUAUAGUUUUAAUACACAGGCCUGUCAAAAGCUUGAUGUAAAUCAUAAUAAUAUACGGUUUAAUUCAUAUGCAAAUGUGAUGUUUUUAUUUAUGAUCAACAUUUUUGCAAAUUAAACUCACUGUAUCAUACCACUGUAUCAUACCACUGUGAAAAAUAUGUACUUACACUGUGUGUUGUCUGUUGUUGUUAUGUAAGUAAUUAUGUAAGUUAUAUAUACUGAACAAAAAUAUAAACUCAA